This is a messenger RNA of Menidia menidia (Atlantic silverside), 636 nucleotides long. The record is from the annotation of a GenBank genome assembly. Lineage: Eukaryota; Metazoa; Chordata; Actinopteri; Atheriniformes; Atherinopsidae.
AUGGUAACGGCUAUUGGUCAACAGAAGAGAAGAGAGGGGGGCUGGAAUCUAGCAGGGGUCGAGGUCUGCUGGACAUCGAGGGGCUGCUGGGGUCCUUCUGCAGGACCAGAAGCAGCGAGUGGAAAAAGAGACGCUGUGACUGGAGCUGAGGCCAGCAUGGACGAGGGAGAGUUUCUGGGCAUUCUUCAGAAGGUGUGGAUCAAGCUGCAGGGGCUCCCAAACGCAAGCUCUGUGGAGCUGGGGGCCUUCUGUGUCCUCGUCCUCUUCGCAGCCACCUUUCUGUUCAUGGUGGUGCUGACCUGCGUCCAGUGCUGCUCCUGCGGGAAACCCAAAUACCAGGCCUCCAGAGUCCAGCCUCUGCAGUCUUUAUUCUCGUCAGGGUCACUGCUUUGUUUGGACGGAUCCGGCGAGACGCCAUCAAAGGGACCUGAUCUGAAGGAUGGGGGGUCAGGGACGUUUCCAGCACUGGGGGGGGACGUCUGCAUCAGCACCCAGAGGCCACGCCACUGGAAUCCACACGAAACGGCAGAGAGGCACGGCUCCUCAAGACUCAUUAUGAAGCAGAACAAUGGAGGGCUGUGCGGCGGGUUCGUGGAAGAAGAGAGCGUGCACGAGCUGCUCUGGGCUCUGCUGUGA